This is a messenger RNA of Iphiclides podalirius (scarce swallowtail), 714 nucleotides long. Lineage: Eukaryota; Metazoa; Arthropoda; Insecta; Lepidoptera; Papilionidae. The record is from the annotation of a GenBank genome assembly.
AUGAGGGCCGGCAGAGACGUGUCCGUCCGCGUGGGGCUCAGAGCAGUGAGCAAUCGAUCCGCGGUCCUCGAGAGCCGGCGGGCGGCGGUCACGAGCGCCGCGGCGAGGGGCGGCACGAACCCGCACCCGCCGAGAUUUCCAUACCAGAUAAUUAAUAUCGCUUUAUUAGCGCUGCCUACGUCGAUCCGUGAAGAUACGCUCGUACACGCUUUGUGGGUGCCGCUGAGCCAACAUUGUGGAUGCAACGGCUCAAAAGCCCUCGGUUAUCGGCUGCGUGGCCAGCGGAAAGGACCCGGGGAGCAAUUGGUGAGCGUCAUCGUCGUUUUGAGUUUGGAGGCCGCGAGUGGCGGAGGCGCUAUCUGGGCAUCGGACGCGCUCGCUGAGCGGGAGCUCGGUUGGGGCGCGCGGAGUCUAAUUAGCCGGCAUUAUCUAACGGAACCGGACAGAGGUCGGGAGCGUAAGGGCGGCGGCUGCGGGCCCCAAUUUAAAAUUCAGAUAAGCGGAAUAGUCGGCGGCCGGGGCUCGCCACCGCCGCACCAACGCACCGCCGCCGCUGCCUCCCGUGUGCCCCGCACAUCGGACCGAACGGAGCCGGCGGCCAAUCGCUACGUGAACAUGGAAUUCACCUUAAUGGAACAAAGACUGAAUGUUUCUAAGCAUUGCAAAUCUCAUGGAAAUUCUAGCUGUAGAUUUAUUGAAAAGCGGGCGGGUAUU